AUGUACGCGGGAGAAGAUGUCAUGCUUGACAAGCUUCAACAGAUUGGUAGUGGUUCGGAUCCUCAAACAAGCAACCGUCAACCCCGUUCUUUCUCACUUAGCGGUGAAAUUACUACAGUAGAUGGUCACAGUCGAUCACUAUCACCUGCACCUCUGUCGCAGACACCUGGUCCCAGAAUGUCCACUGACCCCAGACGGACGUCCUCGAACUUUGGAAGCGAUGGAUUUAUUUCUCGUUCGCCAACAACUUCUCCACAGGCUUUAGACAACGAAAUUGAUACACUCUUGGAAGAUCUCACCACCACUUGCUUGCAACAAGGUCGCGGAGACCACCUGAUUCGAGUUGGUGCAAGGGGUUCAAAUCACCAUUUUCCACAGAAGUUCUCCACAUCCUCUCGACCUAGAUUUGACCGAGUUGAUGGAAAUAAUCCAAGUGGAGGCAGAGGUCGAGAAGUAUGCCUUCCUGAACUCGCAGCUUACAUGAAGGUCUGCAAGCCUAGAGCGUUUGGAAUAAAAACCUACAGGAGAUUUUAUGUGGUUCUCAAGAAGACUUCAAUUCUGAUGUUUAAGGUUUCAAUUCGAAAGUCAUAA
Rodentolepis nana is the source of this 591-nucleotide messenger RNA. The record is from the annotation of a GenBank genome assembly. Lineage: Eukaryota; Metazoa; Platyhelminthes; Cestoda; Cyclophyllidea; Hymenolepididae.